Messenger RNA from Didymosphaeria variabile, 447 nucleotides. RefSeq lists its product as uncharacterized. The coding region runs from base 1 to 447 and encodes 148 amino acids. Lineage: Eukaryota; Fungi; Ascomycota; Dothideomycetes; Pleosporales; Didymosphaeriaceae. The record is from RefSeq and is a predicted model, not a curated record. The transcript is spliced from 2 exons.
AUGUCAUACAAUCCGUUCACACAGCAAGCCCAGCAACAAGCCCAGCAACAGGCACAACAAGCCCAGCAACAGGCACAACAAGCCCAGCAACAGGCACAACAAGCCCAGCAACAGGCACAACAGGCACAACAGCAGGCACAAUAUCAAUUCAUGCAGGAAGCUCAUUUCACCCAACAUCGUAUCCGCGAACAGCUAGAGAGCCAAAUUAUCAUUACCGCCCAAGCUCACAACGGUCGCGGCAGUCGCUACGACACCUACUCGGUGCAAAUUGCGCGCGCACCCGAACGUGAAGACCCCAACUACAAAGCCGUACUCAUUGGGUAUCUCAUAGAAGACUACAUUGACUGGGAAAUCAUCCUGAUCACCGAAUGCUACCACACAAGUGAGCUUGAGGCGAUUGAGAACCUGUCAGGCAUGAUGCAGUGCCUUUUCCACAUGGAUUUAUAA